Xenia sp. Carnegie-2017 is the source of this 619-nucleotide messenger RNA. Its product is annotated as U1 small nuclear ribonucleoprotein 70 kDa-like. The transcript is spliced from 5 exons. The coding region runs from base 111 to 374 and encodes 87 amino acids. The record is from RefSeq and is a predicted model, not a curated record. NCBI's taxonomy places the organism in Eukaryota, Metazoa, Cnidaria, Anthozoa, Malacalcyonacea, Xeniidae.
UCAGUGGGCCAACUCAAUAGAAAUCCUGACUUCUUGACUUCUUCACUCGUUAUUGUGUUCUUAUUUCGUUGGAACUGGCAGUUUGCGAAUAUUUUAAUUUUAUAGUCGAAAUGACCGCGUUUUUACCGUCAAAUCUUUUGGCAUUAUUUGCUGCUAGACCUCCCAUACCAUAUCUUCCUCCUCUGGAUAAACUAGGUCAUCAGAAAAAGCCUUGGCCGUACAGUGGAAUUGCGAGUAUCGUUGCUGACUUCGAGGAUCCUGAAGAUACACCUUCUCCAACUCGUGCAGAAACUAGAGUUGAAAAAAUAGAAAGAAAGGGGAUCCUCACACUGAUGGCUCCGAUGCAUUUAAAACUUUAUUUGUUGGAAGACUGAUUCAAAUGGUGACCAAUUCUACCACAGGAAAACCUCGUGGUUAUUGUUUUGUCGAGUUUGAACAUGAAAGGGACAUGCAUAUGCAAAUACAGUCGAUAUUGCCAAGUGAAUGGCAACAGACGAUUGCUCGCUCCUAUGUCAUGGCUAACACUACUUGAUCAUUUAAAAUGUUUCAUUUUAACUGGUGGGUAUUUUGGUGGGUAUAGGCUCGUAUUACAUUCGAAUGCUUUUAAAACAAAGAAAAA